Messenger RNA from Myotis daubentonii (Daubenton's bat), 3700 nucleotides. RefSeq names its product histone lysine acetyltransferase CREBBP-like. The coding region runs from base 1 to 819 and encodes 272 amino acids. The record is from RefSeq and is a predicted model, not a curated record. NCBI's taxonomy places the organism in Eukaryota, Metazoa, Chordata, Mammalia, Chiroptera, Vespertilionidae. The transcript is spliced from 4 exons.
AUGAUCCUGAGGCUCCCUCCUGGAGCCCCCGACAUAGGACUCGAGGGGGCUUUUCCUCGGCGGGGAUUCUCCGGGCGGGUCCGGCGGGGCGGUGACUGGUCUGAGGAAAGGGAAUGUGGUCUGAGCGGAAGGGAAUGUCGGCUGCAAAGUGGUCUGAGGGCCAGUUUCCCAGGGGAGGGGUAUCUAUUUGAUUAUUUGAUCAGACCUCACGUGCACGAGGCCAAAAGUGGUUCCCUAGCCAUGCUGUUGCCGAUGAACAGCCAGGGCCAGGACCGCUGUGUCCUCACCUGCACUGAGUGCAAGCAGCGGGUGGAGACAGGCUGGCACUGCCCCGGGUGCGAGGACUACGACCUUUGCAUCAACUGCUACAACACCAAGGGCCACACCCACGAGAUGGUGAAGGUGGGGCUGGGCCCGGAUGAAGAGGCCGAGGAGGGCGAUCAGGGCGGCAACCAGGGGGAGAUGCCGGUCAGGAGCAUCCGGGAGGCUCGGCGCCUGAGCAUCCUGCGCAGCAUCCAGACCCUGAGGCACGCCCGCCAUUGCGGCGACGCCAACUGCUCUCGGAACGACUGUCAGAAGCUGAAGCGUGUUGUGCUGCACACCACGCGCUGCCAGCGCAAGGCCAUUGGAGGCUGCCCAGUGUGCAAGCAGCUAAUCGCCCUUUGCUGCUACCAUGCCAAAGAAUGCCAAGAAAACCCAUGCCCCGUUCCCUUGUGCCUCAACAUCAAACAGAAGAUCCGCGAGCAGCGGCUCCGGCUCCGCCGAGAGCGGCUCCGGCUCCGCCAGCAGCGGAUUGGGAACCGCCUGCUGCAAGGUUAGCUCAUGUGCCAGCCGAUGCCACCAUGAACUCCCGUCACGUGCCUCAGCAGUCUGCCAUCCCCUCCUUGAGCACCACCCUGGACACCCCCACAGCAGCCCAACACACCCCAGACACCACAGCCUCCGACUCAGUCCCAGCCCUGGCCUGUAAGCAUGUCACUAGCCAGCUUUUCAGCUCGGCCAGAACUUCACCCCACCAGUGUCCACGGGGAAGCCCACUAACCUUCAGCUGCAGCCCAGCCUGCAGCCCAGCCUGCAGAACCUGAACGCCAUGCAAGCCAGCGGGCCCGACCUGCUGUCCCUCCGCAGCAGCAACAGUGGGAGGCCUGAACCCCCAGAGCCAGGCCUUGAACAUCAUGUACCCGGGGCGCAACCCCAGCGUGGCGAGAAUGAACCACAGCACAGAGAGAUGCCGCGGAGCAGCAGCAGCAGCAGGAAGGCAGCGCUGGCAUGGCUGCAGGUCUGGCAGGACACGCCCAGUUCCAGCAGCCUCAGGGACAUGAUGCCACCCACAGCCAUGCAGCAGCUGCAGAUCCAGCAGCCGAUUGGGUCCCAGGCCAGCCAAACCCUGUUAGGCAUAUUCUGUACCUUUCCCUUGCCUCAGUUUCUCCCAUGUGCUCAGUACUUUCUGUUGUCCUCGCUUGAGGCUCCUGUCCUCUCUGCCAUUUUCCUGUUACUCUCAUUUCAGGUGUCACAGGAGACAACUAAGCAGCUGAGAAAAGCAGCUCUAGACCCAGCCUCCUGCAACCACCUGCACCUCCAUCCGACCCACACAGAGACAUAAAUAUCCCGCCCUCCCUACUCUUGCUUGCUGAAAUGGAUAUGCUGGUGUGUAUUAAUAAUACCAUUUCUAGCCCUAACCAGCUUGGCUCAGUGGAUAGAGUGUCAGUCUGCACACUCUGGGUCCCAGGUUCAAUUCUGGUCAGCAGCAUAUACCUUGGUUGCAGGCACAUCUCCAGUAGGAGGUGCAGGAGGCAGCUGAUAACAUUUUCUCUCAUUGAUGUUUCUAACUCUAUCCCUCUCCCUUCCUCUCUGUAAAAAAAAUCAAUAAGAUAUACAGUGGGGCCUUGACUUACAAGUUUAAUUUGUUCCGUGACGGAGCUCGUAACUCAGAAUACUCGUAUGUCAAAUCUUAAAGUGAACGAGUGAGACACGUGAUGCUGGGCUGAUGUUGUGGCAUUCACUGUGACGUUCGCUGCACCAACUAGCGAUGGGGUAUCUGAAGCUGGCUUGUAACCCAAGUUUUAGCUCACAACUCAAAGCAAAAUAUCGGCCGAGAGAGGGCUCAUAUCUUGAAAAACUCGUUAGUCAGGACACUCGUAAGUCAAGGCCCCACUGUAUUUUUAAAAUUAAAAAAAUAAUAUUUUUCUAAAUUCUCACAACGUCUUUUGACCUGUCUGCUGUCAGCACGGACCUAACAAACCCCAUGUGCCCCAGCAGCACAGGCUCUCAGAGAGCCACAGGCCUCUCCUCCCUGGCCAGCAGAUGGCCACAUCCCUCAGUAGCCAGGUGAGAUCUCUGACCCCUGUCCAGUCUCCAGACCCCAGUCGCAGCCUCCACGUUCCAGCCCAUCACCACGGAUACGCCCCAGCCUGCACCACACCACCUCUCCCCCCAGACUGGUUCUCCCCACACAGGACUCCCUGUCACCAUGGCCAGCUCCAUAGAUUGGGGACACUUGGGGAACCCCAAACAUGCAAUGCUACCACAGCUGGAUACCCCCCACAGGAUGCAUUGCCCAGUGAGCUGUCCCUGGUCGGUGACACUACAGUAGACACCCUAGAAAAGUUUGUGUAAGUUUUGUAGCAUUGUGAGAAGUCACUUUUUUGUUCAAUGUUCUUGCACCAUUUGUACUGAAAUUCAAGAAUCUAGGCUCUUUUUAUUCCUAGAUGGAACUGCUACUUCCAAGCCACAGAAGGGUAGAUUGCUGUUCAAAGAAACAAUAAAAAGUAUAUGUUUUUGUUAGAAACCAGUUGAUUUAAAUAUCUCUCUUUUUGCUUUCUUAAAAAAUUUUUUGUUCCUGUGACAGGGUUGGUGGUAAUUGCUGGUGACUCAUGCUUUCUUAAUAGGAAAGAAAGUUCAUUAUAUCCAUAUUUUUAAGAUUUGAAACAUUUUUGUUUAAAAGAGGAGGAAAAUAAUAUUCAGAAACUGAUUCCUGAAAUAAUGCAAGCUUAUAAUGUAAUGUAUCCUGACGGCUUUCUGACAUUGUGGGGAGAUUUUUUCUAUUAUUUACUCGGGGAGUUCUCAAAUUAUUGCCCCUGGAUGAUAGGAAUUGGCUCCUGAGCACACACACACACACCCCACAUCCAUCUAUACAUUCUGUCUUAAGCCAAACUCUUGUCAAAGAUGUUGAAAAUGUUGCUUAGUUUCUCUGAUAAAACUUAUUUCAGACCAAAAAUAGGGAUGAUCACUCUCUUAGACCAUGCUAAUGUUAAUAGAGAAGAGCAUUCUUUCUUCUAUGUGAAACUUGAAAUGAGGAAAAGCAAGUCUAGUGUCAAUCAUGCCAGUGCUAUAAUUACCAUAGAUAUGAAAACAAGAAGAUUCAAUCACUAUAGUAAAGUACCAACCCAUAUCUUAUAUUGUUAAAUAAACUGAGUGCAACACACAAAAAGCAAAAGCAGAUAACUUUAUCUUAAUGAUGUACUGAGUUCCACAAAAAGAAAUCCAAUUUGGAAUUUGAAUGGAAUUGGGCUGCCUCUGUAGGAUAAUCAUUAAUUCAAUUAGGUCUUAAUAAAGCCAUCCAAGAUGAGGUCAUCCGGUACAAAAGCACGGAGAUGCUCUACUUAUUCAGAUUAUCUUAAAUUUUUAAAUUUCUAUAGAAGUUUUACUGUUAAUGCCCAGAUAUUUUGUGAUCCUUAUUGCUACUGUGAAUGAUUUCUUU